GCGCAUUCCCUCCCCCCUUUGCUCUACCGGGGCAUUUCCUUCAACUUCUUCUUUUUCCCUGGGCCGUAGAGGCAGGAAAUGGUACGGCGCAUGCAAUGAGCGGAGCUCGUGUGCUUGCGACGGCGGUGCGCUGCCCCGGCCGGGCGAGCAUCGGAGGAGAGGCCGCGCGGAGGAUCCUGGCCGGAGGCGCACACAUACAGGCCCUCAACAGUCCUCAAUGGCCCGUCGUCGGCCAUGCCCUCCCCUCGACCGCCGAGUCCCGCCGAGCGAUACACGCGACCCUACCGACCCCACGGCCGUCGUCGCCAGCAUGGCGCGCCGAGCCCCCGCGGCCGCCGGCGUCGACGCACGACGCAGGAGACGAGCUCCCGGAGCAGCUCCGCGGGGUGAUGCGGCGGCUGGCGCACUCGGUGGUGGUCUGCACGGCGACGGACCGGAGGGGCCGGCCGCGGGGGAUGACCAUGUCGAGCUUCGUGUCGCUGAGCAUGGAGCCUGUGCCGUUGGUGACGUUCAACGUGCGGACGCCCAGCCGGACGCUGCAGGCGAUCCAGGACGACGACGGCGGCGGUGGCGGGCUGUUCAACAUUCACGUGCUGGCCGAGGGCGCCGAGGGCGCGCGCGUCGCCGAGUGGUUCACGCGGGGCAACGGCGCCGCCGGCGAGGGGCUCUUCCGCGAGCUGCCGGACGGCGUCGGGGUCUGUGAGGAGGACGGGGCGGCGCCUGUGCUGGAGGGCAAGGGGGUCCUGUACGUGUUGCGGUGUAGGGCACUCGGGGAGGGGAUGGUGAGGGUGAGGGACCACGUCGUCGUCGUGGGAGAGGUCGAAGGGGUGCUGAGGGGUGAGGGGGAGGGGUUCGGUCUCGUCUACGCGGACCGGCGGUAUCGGGUCUUGGGAGACGUCUUGGUCAAGGGAGAGGAGUGAGAGUUGGAGGGAGGGAGGGAGGUGCUUUGUUGGAACUUAUCAAGCGAGAAAGACGGCAAGUUGAGUGGCAUCGUGUACCAUACCGUGUAUAAAAGAUGAUUGAGAUGUAUACUAUAUUGAGGGAAUGCCACGCCCAAUCCAAAAACCAGUCGGUG
Molecule: messenger RNA, 1075 nt
Organism: Colletotrichum navitas
Lineage: Eukaryota; Fungi; Ascomycota; Sordariomycetes; Glomerellales; Glomerellaceae
Product: flavin reductase like domain-containing protein
Exons: 2
Coding region: 96-920 (274 amino acids)
Molecular function (GO): riboflavin reductase (NADPH) activity; FMN binding
Source: RefSeq, a predicted model, not a curated record